Thlaspi arvense is the source of this 495-nucleotide messenger RNA. Lineage: Eukaryota; Viridiplantae; Streptophyta; Magnoliopsida; Brassicales; Brassicaceae. The record is from the annotation of a GenBank genome assembly.
AUGGAAGAUGAGGAGAUGUUGGUGAAUGAGAUAGCUCGUGACAUUGAAAGCAAACUUCUAAGAGCUUCACGAACAAAGGUCAUGGUUGAGUGGUCUCUAGUCGUAACCAACCUCAUGUUGGAGAUACCGGCUUGUGUAUUCGACCAAAUCUCUUCAGUGAAUAAACCUUUGUAUGCGCUCGCUGCUAUGUCAAUGUCAUUGCUGUCUUGUCUGCUUUGCCUCGUGGAUCUUUUACACAAAGGCAGAGUUGAGAGAGUCUUGUGGAAGUGGAGUUGGCCCAUGCCUUGGUUUCACUAUCCAACUCAGAGAUCAAACAGAUUUGGUAGCUUUCCAGAUAUGGUAGGAUUGGUUUGCGCCUUGUGUCAAACCAUUAUCACAGCCGUUAACUAUUCGUUCAUCAAACAUAGUCAUGACUCUCCCAUCAAAUUCUCGGUUUGGCCAAUCAUGUUUGCGCUUGGUUUAGUUUGCACUUUGUUUAUCAAAAGAUCUACCUAG